Humulus lupulus (European hop) is the source of this 1254-nucleotide messenger RNA. RefSeq names its product B3 domain-containing protein At2g31420-like. The coding region runs from base 1 to 723 and encodes 240 amino acids. The transcript has a single exon. The record is from RefSeq and is a predicted model, not a curated record. NCBI's taxonomy places the organism in Eukaryota, Viridiplantae, Streptophyta, Magnoliopsida, Rosales, Cannabaceae. Gene Ontology annotation, molecular function: DNA binding.
AUGGAAUUGCAAUCGAAGAAGACAAUUACAUGCAAGUAUGAGGAGGAUCAUAGCCAUAGAAGAAUCAGAGCACUUGCUCAGGUGUGUUACGAAGCUCUUAUGAAUGACUAUGGUCAUAUGGUAUCAAAUGUGGUUCAGGAUUUUCGUGAGAGGAAGAGCAACCUGAAAUUGCACACACAAAAACGAGGUCGUCUUCCGACUCGCAUUGUUACUACUGAUCAAUCGAAAGAAGUCCAAAUCAAGAGAAGGAAGUCAAAUGGCGGUGUAGUUGGGGGACCGUAUCAACCACUGCCUAUUCCUCAAGCAAUGAGCGAUGUCAUUCGUAGUACUGGUCAGCAUCACCAUCCACUUCUGGUUAUCCAGAAGAAACUCUUUCAUGCUGAUAUUCAGGCGCAACAAAAUCGCAUUUCGAUGCCUUUGAAUCAGAACAGUUAUGAUGGUUUUUUGAGUGAGGCUGAGAAAAAGAAGGUCGACCAAGAGGGAAUGAAUGUUCGAUUCAUUGAGCCGAGCAUGGAAGAAAACAGACUAAUACUGAGAAAGUGGUGCUAUAAGAAGAUGAAGAACAUGUCUGUCUUUUCCUAUGUGUUUAACAAAAACUGGUUCGGUGUCGUAGAGAAAAAUGGACUCAAAGUGGGCGACAUUGUUCAAGUGUGGGUUUUUAGAGACAAGGACGGAAACCCUUGUUUCGCCAUGGUCAAUCUCGGCGAGGACGCUACUGACUGAUCUCAUCAUCAGUCUCGGCAAGAGACGACAUCUCAUUUGGUGCUACUACGGUCAAAUGUGUCAAUGUCAUAACAUAAUUUUAGUUUUAUUAGUUUAUAUAUUUAGUGAUCAAUCCUAACAAAUGUCAAGUUCACUGUGCUCUUUCUACUAUACUUUAGUUUUUGUUUAUCUAUAUGCUGAUUAGUAUCGUUUUUUUUUUUUUUUUUUGUUUUUUUUUUUGGUAAUAUCAUAUAUAUAUAAAUACUAGAAGAGCUGACAUGUUUCAGAACUUUUUAUUAUAUAUAUUUUAAAUUGUUAGCUCGUUGCACCCUAAAAGAGCAGAAUGAGCUAGUAGCCUACUAAAAUUGAAAUCACAGUUUCUAAUAUGUUUAUACAUUCACCUGGAAUUCACAACUAAAGUUUAAUAUAUGAAAUUGAAAUGCAGUAGUUAACCUUGGCAUCUUCGUAUGUUGACAUGUAGCCAAAGGAUACUCUCACAACUCCAGUAGGCUUCCCAUGAACUAUGUCAUAAUCGUCCCAGUAAACAUGGCC